Blepharisma stoltei is the source of this 696-nucleotide messenger RNA. The record is from the annotation of a GenBank genome assembly. Lineage: Eukaryota; Ciliophora; Heterotrichea; Heterotrichida; Blepharismidae.
AUGGUUUUUAAUACAGAUGGAAUUUGUUCAUGCAAGACUAACGAGCUUACUUAUAAUACAACUACUCAUACCUGCAAUUGCCCUUAUGGAGAAUACCCUGACCAGCAAACCGGACUUUGCAGCCCAUGCCAAGAUACUUGUGCAGACUGUGUCUCCUAUAAUAUUUGCCUUUCUUGCAUUGACAAUAGUAUUUUAUAUAAUACUGGUAAAGGAAAUUGCAUAUGCCAAGACGGGAGCAAGGUAUAUAACAAUGUAUCGAAGUCUUGUGUUCCAUGUCCUAAUGGAAAUUAUCCUUCUUUUGGAGUAUGCUACCCAUGUGGAUCUGGCUGUAAUUCCUGCUCAUAUUAUAAUGAAUGUAAUCAAUGCUACACAGGUAUGCAUUUAUCAUCAGAUAACACAGGCUGCAUAUGUAAUAAUGCUUAUACGCUGUUUAAUCCUGUUACAAAUACUUGUGAGGAUUGUGAUCCUGCUCAGCCUGCUUGUGAUGGAAACUGCCUUGAAGGAUGCAAAAUAUGCACAUCUCCUGGAACGUGCCAAACCUGUUAUGAUGCUGAGAAUAUGGUCAGUAAAAAUGGAGAAUGUAGCUGCAUAAAUACAGAUCAAAAGUACAGCUUUACAAAGAGAAAAUGCGUGGACAAUAGCUCAGCACAAGAGCUAGCUUUGGUUUGGGUUUUGGCGCUUUAUGCGGCCAUUUAA